Molecule: messenger RNA, 523 nt
Organism: Loa loa (African eye worm)
Lineage: Eukaryota; Metazoa; Nematoda; Chromadorea; Rhabditida; Onchocercidae
Exons: 4
Coding region: 80-523 (147 amino acids)
Biological process (GO): UDP-alpha-D-glucose metabolic process; glycogen metabolic process
Cellular component (GO): cytoplasm
Molecular function (GO): UTP:glucose-1-phosphate uridylyltransferase activity
Source: RefSeq, a predicted model, not a curated record
UUUUAGCAAUUGGAGGAUCGUAAUUUUUGGAGUUGAUCGUCGUUCCCAGUUAUAGCUGAAGCUGAUUUUGAUCGAAAGUAUGAUGCGGAAAGAGAUUGAUAAGAGUUCAGAGGAAUGGAAAUCAUCAACAAAGCGCGAAACUCUUCUAGGAAUGGAGCAGGAAUUGAGGAAUCUCAUAGAAACAGCACCACCCGAUCAGAAAGAGGCUGUACAAAAAGAACUGGGUUAUUUUCGAACUUUGUUUUCACGUUUUCUGCAUGCUAAAACCACUAUUGAAUGGAAAAAAAUUCAGCCGCUGCCCGAUAAUGCGAUUAUACCCUAUAAAGAGUUGAAGCUGCAUGAUCCAAGCAAAGAUCUAGUAUCAGAUCGUUUGAGCAAACUAGUAGUUGUAAAGUUAAAUGGUGGUUUGGGCACAUCGAUGGGUUGCAAAGGUCCGAAGUCUAUGAUUUCAGUUCGAAACGAUCUGACAUUUCUCGACUUGACAUUGCAACAAAUUCAGGUUUGGCCAGAUUUGCUAAUAUAA